GAAUUGGGUAGUCUCAAUAAUUAUAUCCCUGCAUAUAAAGGUCCUUCUCAUUUAGGAGAUGGCAUUUUCAGUUUGAUUGAAUGUUGGGUUUUGAGCCUAUCCCCUUUUGUCUCCUCUUAGACCCCCCACCCCACCUAUUCCUCUGUCAAUUCUCCUUCAGCUAGAUUAACAUUUGGGGGUGGUGGGUGUACGUUUCACUGCAAAUAUGGAAGACUCCUGCAAUGAACGGCUUGAUUUUGGUAAAAUGGGUUAUGGAUGCAAGCACUACAGGAGAAGAUGCAGGAUCAGGGCACCUUGUUGCAAUGAAGUCUUUGACUGUCGCCAUUGUCACAAUGAAGCUACGAGCUCGUUGCACAAUGUAUUUGAUCGACAUGAGUUAGUUCGAAAUGAUGUCAAGCAGGUCAUUUGCUCAGUUUGUGAUACAGAACAGCCGGUUGCUCGUGUUUGUACAAAUUGUGGUGUAAAUAUGGGAGAAUACUUCUGUGAAGUGUGCAAAUUCUAUGAUGAUGAUUUAGACAAAGGGCAGUUUCAUUGUGAUGAUUGUGGAAUCUGCAGAGUUGGUGGCAAUGAGAACUUUUUUCACUGCAAUAGAUGUGGCUCUUGCUAUUCAAUUAGUUUACGUAAUAACCACUCAUGUGUAGAGAACUCCAUGCGGCAUCAUUGUCCUAUUUGUUAUGAGUAUCUCUUUGAUUCUCUUAAGGACACAACAGUACUGAAAUGUGGGCACACGAUGCACACUGAGUGCUAUCACGAGAUGAUAAAGCGUGACAAAUGCUGCUGUCCCAUAUGUUCCAGAUCAAUCAUAGAUAUGUCCAGAGCUUGGAGAAGAAUGGAUGAGGAGAUUGAAGAGACAAUCAUGCCUGACGAUCUUAGAUACAAGAAGGUUUGGAUUCUAUGUAAUGACUGUAAUGAUACAACCGAAGUAUUCUUCCACAUUAUCGGGCAGAAAUGUCGACACUGUGAAUCAUACAACACCCGUAUGAUUGCACCUUCCGUUCUUCCUUAAUAACAAUAUUUUUCUAACUGGAAAAACUGAAUGUUCCACUGCUACAUCAUUUGCCGCCAUUGCAUCACAACUCAACUUGCAUUUCGGAUGCAUUUGUAAUAUAAUUCUUUCUCCAAUUAUGUGGAGUAGAAAACCCAACUGAUUUGAUACUGGACUUAUAUGUAUCAUAUAUGAUUAAUUAUUGUA
Messenger RNA from Nicotiana tabacum (common tobacco), 1192 nucleotides. Its product is annotated as E3 ubiquitin-protein ligase MIEL1-like. The record is from RefSeq and is a predicted model, not a curated record. Lineage: Eukaryota; Viridiplantae; Streptophyta; Magnoliopsida; Solanales; Solanaceae. Gene Ontology annotation, molecular function: ubiquitin protein ligase activity; zinc ion binding. Gene Ontology annotation, cellular component: nucleus. Gene Ontology annotation, biological process: protein ubiquitination; ubiquitin-dependent protein catabolic process.